GAUCAAAAUAAUGUUUUUUUUAAGGUUAGGUUUUAGGUUAGGUCCUUAAGAAAUGGCUAGUUCUCUAUGGAAUAUUUGUUGUAAAAAUAUAAACGGAAGCCUUACCUCUGCGGUAAACAUAUCUGUGAGACAUGGCCACCAUUUAAGAGGUUUACCUCCAGGCGUUGCUAAAUCAUUGGAAACAAAAUUAGCAGAGGCUAAUUAUAAAGAUCCUGCUAUUCAUUAUCGUGUAGAUAUUGGAUUGCCUCCUCCUAGGAUUUCCAGAUCAAAACUUUUACAAGAAAGAUUAAAAAUUUUAAAAGAGCACAAAAAGAAUCCAACAUUAGAAAAAUUAGCCAGAGAUAAAAAGUUGCUAAUCGACCUAGAAGAAACUAAUAAAGAAUGGUUAAAAACUCAAGCCCCGUUGAUAUAAAAAAGGUUGCUGACCACUAUGGUGUAUUUGAACAUUUGUAUGGCGACGCAUAUUUUCACCCACGAGUUCCUUUAAACAUUCUUUAUGAAACAGAGAAAGGAAGUUUGCCUGUGUAUUAUGGGAAUGUUAUAAAACCUUCUGAAUCAGUAAAUGCCCCUAUGGUUUCUUAUGAUAGUGAUAGUAAUACAUUAUGGACAUUAACUUUGGUCAAUCCAGAUGGGCAUUUUACUGAAACGUCGAGUGAAUAUAUUCAUUGGUUUAUUGGUAACAUUCCUGGAAAUGAUUUGCAAAAAGGAGAGAAGUUGGUGGAGUAUUUGCAACCAUUCCCCCCAAAGGGCAUUGGAUUUCACAGAUUGAUCUUUGUUUUGUAUAAACAAGAUAAGAAAUUAGAUCUUUCAUCAUAUAAGAAAGAAGGACCUUGUUUAACCCUGUCAGAUAGAACCUUCAAUACAUAUGAUUUUUACAAAAAAUUCCAAGAUAGCAUGACACCAGCUGGUCUAGCAUUCUUUCAGUCAGAUUGGGAUGCAUCUUUAAAAGAAUUUUUUCACAAUAAAUUAAAUAUGAAGGAACCAAUAUUUGAGUAUGAUUUUGCACCUCCAUAUAUUAAAAAACAAGCUUGGUUCCCGAUUAGAGAACCAUUUAACUUAUAUAUGGACAAAUACCGAGAUCCAAAACAAAUCAACAAAGAGUUUUUAAUGAGGAAGUUGAAAGAUGUACAUCCAUUUAAGGGUUCUCCACCUCCAUUAGCAUAUCCCAAUGCUGUAUACUUCGAAGGUUAUGUCCCGUCUUGGUUGAAACCUAGAAAUUAAGAAAUCUAGGCUUAAAUGGGGUAGAAUUAAUGAUAUUGAAUAGAUUAGUAUGUUUUGUUUGUUGUAAUAAAUACUUUAUAAAUUG
This is a messenger RNA of Diabrotica balteata, 1306 nucleotides long. The record is from the annotation of a GenBank genome assembly. Lineage: Eukaryota; Metazoa; Arthropoda; Insecta; Coleoptera; Chrysomelidae.